GGAAAUAUCCGAUCAAUAAUCAAGAGUCAAUACCAAAAUGUUUCCCCGAAUGAAAGGAAUCGAUUCCUUGGCAAAUCUUUACAAAUUUCGGAGCAUCAUUCCAUUAUUGAUGAUCAAGGCUUUCGUCCUGAGUUGGGCGACAAUUUGUGUUGUCAGGUCUACUCUGACUUAUCCCGAUUUGAUCUUCGAUCGUCGUAAUAAUCCUGAACCCUGGAACAGAUAUAAAAAUAGACCAUACAAGAAGUACAUUGAUACAGGACUCGAUCAUGUUACUAAAUCUCAUGCGCCUGACUAUUGAAGAACUCAAAUAUUGAAAAACUUUUUAA
This is a messenger RNA of Ctenocephalides felis (cat flea), 326 nucleotides long. Its product is annotated as cytochrome c oxidase subunit NDUFA4-like. Lineage: Eukaryota; Metazoa; Arthropoda; Insecta; Siphonaptera; Pulicidae. Bases 38 to 298 code for a protein of 86 amino acids. The transcript has 2 exons. The record is from RefSeq and is a predicted model, not a curated record.